AUGCCGCCGAGCGACGCAGACACAGCGGAGAGAUGGCGAGACGGCGAGAUGCGGCGCGAGGCGGCCCGUCGAAGCCAAAGCGCCCUUGGUUCCGCUCAAAGUCGACGACAACGCGAGCUCAUUGGCGGUGCCCACGAUCUGCGAAAGCGUGUCCAGCUGGCGGCGGCACGGCCAUGGGAUAUCGGGCAGAGCGAGGCGGGAGAGCAGGAGUGUCGAGUGGCUGCCGCGGUGUCGCCUGGUUUCGGGGAGUUUGGGCUUUUGGCGUGGGGUUGUCGACAGCGAACUAGCGAGCAGAAUAGGCGCGCAGAAUAUAAUCAUCCGUCGUGA
Messenger RNA from Uncinocarpus reesii 1704, 327 nucleotides. RefSeq lists its product as uncharacterized. Lineage: Eukaryota; Fungi; Ascomycota; Eurotiomycetes; Onygenales; Onygenaceae. The record is from RefSeq and is a predicted model, not a curated record. The transcript has a single exon. Bases 1 to 327 code for a protein of 108 amino acids.